AUCCAAUACUUCGAAAUUGGCAACUUGCUGAUUAUGGAGAACAAAGAGCGCUUAUUGAUCCUAUGUCGUCAUUGCAAGCAAAGUCAUGGCAGAGUUUUGAAAAAUUUGUCGCGUCAUCUCGUUGCGUAAAGUCGGAUGUGAUUGAAGAAGAUGAACUAACAACGAUCUCGGAGGUUCACGCAGGAGCACGUUUAAAUGGCGACAUCCAAUUUAAAAAUCACAAUCUAUCAGCCGGGUCCGAGAGUCCAAACGAAAUUCACCAAUACAAACAGAGACAAAAAUCGAUCAGUCAAGUGACAUACGAAGAAGAACGUAAAAAAUUUGCAUUGGAAAAUGAUUUCUUCAUCAUCUAUACGACUGCAGAAAAUUGCAAUAUCGAACUUCCGAAACGCUCUGGGAUUGUAGAUGGAAAAAAAAAGUUUUUAGGGAAUAUUUUGGACCAUUUGCAGGCAGAGCAUACAAGUCCAUUAUGGCAAAGUCCAUGCCCCCUAUCCGCGAUAAAGUCAAGAAUAUCCAUGCCACUUCUCACGGGAAUCUUUACAGAGUGA
Molecule: messenger RNA, 548 nt
Organism: Acaulospora morrowiae
Lineage: Eukaryota; Fungi; Glomeromycota; Glomeromycetes; Diversisporales; Acaulosporaceae
Source: the annotation of a GenBank genome assembly